Molecule: messenger RNA, 1254 nt
Organism: Acipenser ruthenus (sterlet)
Lineage: Eukaryota; Metazoa; Chordata; Actinopteri; Acipenseriformes; Acipenseridae
Product: L-lactate dehydrogenase A chain-like
Exons: 9
Coding region: 251-1249 (332 amino acids)
Biological process (GO): carboxylic acid metabolic process
Cellular component (GO): cytoplasm
Molecular function (GO): L-lactate dehydrogenase (NAD+) activity
Source: RefSeq, a predicted model, not a curated record
AAGUGUAAUACAUGCCUCUGGGGAGUUCACUGGUGCGCAGUUACCAGCUUUUGGGGCGUGGUGUAGUUGCGAAUCAUAAAACAAAAUAUGUUCCUUUAGGUUUUUUCAUUGACAAGAAAACACCGAACCACUGCCUCUACUUUCUGUGUAGUCCGAUCGGCGAUCGCUGAAAAAGACACUUCCGAAUCAAAUUGACUAGGUGGCAUCCUGGCCUGGAAUUGAGAUUUUCAGGCAAAAUAUUUGCAACAUCAUGGCAACUGUAAAGGACAAACUGAUCCAGGAAGUUAAUCCUGGAGCGCCUACGGUGGCCAGGUCAAAGGUCACUAUUGUAGGUGUGGGACAGGUGGGGAUGGCCUGUGCGAUCAGCAUACUUCAGGCAAAUAUAGCUGAUGAUGUUACUUUGAUUGAUGUGAUGGAAGACAAACUGAAGGGUGAAGUUAUGGAUUUGCAACAUGGCAGCCUCUUUCUUAAGACUACUAUCACAGCUGCUAAAGACUAUUCAGAUACAGCAAAUUCCAAGUUGUGCAUCAUCACGGCUGGCGUUCGUCAAAAGGAAGGGGAGAGUCGCCUGAACCUGGUGCAGAGGAAUGUUGAAGUGUUUAAGCACAUCAUCCCUAACCUGGCCAAGUACAGCCCAGAUGCCAUCCUCCUUGUUGUUUCCAAUCCAGUGGAUAUCCUGACCUACGUGGCUUGGAAGCUGAGUGGAUUCCCCAGCCACCGCGUCCUGGGUAGCGGCACCAAUCUGGACUCUGCCAGGUUCCGCUUCCUGAUUGGGGAGAAACUGAAGAUCAACUCCACCAGCGUCCAUGGCUACAUCAUCGGGGAACAUGGGGACUCGAGUGUCCCUGUCUGGAGUGGAACCAAUGUGGCUGGAGUCAGUCUCCAGUCUCUGAACCCUAACCUGGAUACAGGGAAGGACCCUGAAGAAUGGAAAAACAUUCACAAGCAAGUCGUGGAAAGUGCUUAUGAAGUGAUCAAGUUGAAGGGAUACACCUCUUGGGCCAUUGGGCUGAGUGUGUCUAGUCUUGCCCAGUCAAUCUUGAAGAACCUCCGGAUUGUCCACCCAGUAUCCUACCUCAUCAAGGGCAUGCAUGGAAUUAAAGAAGACGUUUUCUUGAGUCUGCCCUGUGUGCUGGGUUCGUCUGGGGUCUGUGGUGUCUUGAAACAGCCACUGAAAGAAAGUGAGACCACCCGCCUGAAGAAAAGCAGCGAAACCCUCUGGGCUGUCCAGAAAGAGCUCAAAUUGUGAACGAA